Molecule: messenger RNA, 2729 nt
Organism: Mastomys coucha (southern multimammate mouse)
Lineage: Eukaryota; Metazoa; Chordata; Mammalia; Rodentia; Muridae
Product: translation initiation factor IF-2-like
Exons: 2
Coding region: 1887-2729 (280 amino acids)
Source: RefSeq, a predicted model, not a curated record
UCUUGUAAACCUUGCGGCAAGUCUCCACAGGACACUCAUAUGGUGGCUUAGUUGCCCGCAAGUUGUGGCAGAAGGUCUUCACAUCAAAGUCCACCCCCAUGCUGUCACAUCUAGAAUACACAGAUCAAUUAGCACAGGCCUGACAGUUUCCAGCUCCCACACCAUACAGUGGAGUCUCUCCAGCCUUCCUUCUCACAAGGUCACCAUGCCCUGGCCAGCCUCUCUUUAUAGCAUUUCCAGGUGCCAACUUCUUUACAAAGAUCCUAGUCUGGGCCUUUAAGACCUAUUGCUGCCUAUGUCUCAAUUCCUUUAGCUUAGUCUCACAUAAAGUGACAAGAGUAAUCUUUCUACUGAGUAGCAAUGAUCAUACCAAUUAUAUUACUAAAAGUCUCCAGCUGCUCUCCAGCUUCUUGGGGUAAUAUUCAGACCAUCUAAUAUAACAUUCAAGAAUUCGCUUUGCUCUCUGGCCCUAGUCUUCCUUUCUAGAUUCUUUUCAGUAGGUAUGGUUGACACACAGCAGCAUAGACUUCCCUGAUGUUAUAAUCUCUCAAGGUGCAAAGGGCUCUCAAUUAGGAAUGCUGAAUGGUGGGCUCCUACAGAUUCUUCAAAACCUAGUUCAAAUGACACUUUUAUUAUGACUUUUCUCCUCUCUCUUGGAAAAGCUGUUUCCGUGGCAUUCUAUUCUCACCUCCGGUGUGACAUUUUCUAGUUGUGUGUUCUCCCACUCUACUAGGAGAUCUCCAGUAGAUACCAGACCUAUCUUCUUCUAAAUCCCCAGUUUCUAGCAUGCACUGCACUCCCAAGCCUGAUCAAAUAAUAUGAAACCUGUUGAAUGAAUAGCUGAAUGAGAAGACCACCAGAGUUAGGAGUUGAGGAAGAUCAGAUUAAGCAUGAAAAGUUGCUUAUUGUAUGCCUGAGUGAGUGGUCAAUACCGAGUCCUAGACUCCAACAGAAACCACUGGACUACAUAAUCAGUGCAUUGCUGAAAUCUUUAUGGGGAACUUCACCCUGGAACUGGGUGGGGAGAUAUAGGGAGAAACCAUGUGAAAAUGGUCAUUUAUGCAGGGAAAACAGCACAGGCUACACUUGAUUUCCUCAUUUACAGAUUCAUGCAACAUUAACUUAGGGCCUACUGAAUGCUAGGCCCUAAGGGCACAAACGUGAACACAAAAAUCUAGGCAUUAUGUUCCAAGGUUCGCAAGAGCUAACCCUCCCCCACUUCAGUUUCUGGGCGAGUAAAGACAGCAGAUGGCACCAAACCCCAGGGAGCCCAGCUUAGCCUGGUACCGCUCCAAUUUCUCUCAGGAGUAGUUGAACUAGGGUGCCUGAGACCACCAAUGCAGGGCCUGCGUAACCUCCCUGACAAACACUGACUCUCAGCCUUUCCUUCCCCUGAGGCUUAACCAUGAGAAUGGGCAGCUCUUGUCUAUCGAUGGCAAGCCAGCCAACUCCAACUCACUUCUAAUUCCUACCUGCUGCUGUGCCUUUAAACACAAAACCAAUUACAGGUACAAACAAGCUCAACUCUUUCCAAGCCGGGUCCCUGGUGAACGCUACCGAUCUGGCUUUGCUGCCCUGGUUCCCGAACUAGCACAGUGUCCCAAGGGACCUGGCGUCAGAGGCACGAAGGUGAGACUAGAACUUAGCUCUGAAAGCCCUGGGGCCCUUGACUAUGGCGGAAGCAUUUACUCCCGGGAACUCCAGGAGCUGAAGGAAGUAAUGGGUAGGGGAUGGGACAAGGCCCGCGGGGCUAGAGCCCAGUCUCCCGGAUGCCGCGCCGCUUCCCUUUUGUCAAAGUGUAACAAGUCAAACAAGGUUUCCCUUCAGCCACUGGCCCAGGCAGCCUCAAAGGGAACACUGUUGCCGCGGACGCUCCCCAAGAACGAAUGGCAUGUCAAUUCUCCCCGCCCGAGGGGCUCAGGAGGAACCUAGGGAGCCUCUCCAGGGCUGCCCCUUCUCCACCGGCACUACCUCCCGGACCUGGCCCGUACUCACCGGCCACCUCCAGUCCGGGCUCAUCGCCGGGGGCGCCCGCCGGGGCUCCGACCCCGCGUGGGGAGGCCGGCGAGGAAAGGCGGGCCGAGAAGGGGAAACCCGAACUCCCGGACGUGAAGCUAGCCACCCCGGCUCCUGCCCCGCACGCUCUGGCCCGGCUUCCCCGGCUUCCCGCGCUGACCCCUGCCACUCCUGGUCCCGCCGGUGCCCCAGCGUCGCAAUUCCGUAAGCACCCUCGCGUUUCCCGAGCUUUUGGAUCUUCUGGCCUGGGACCCCGGUGCCGCCGGGACAAUGGGGGGGGCUCCUGGAGGCGGUACAGGAACAGCGGCGGCGAGACCGUGGCGGCAAAGGCUGUGGCAGCGGCGGCAGCAGCAGCGACGGCGUCCGCCAGGGUAAACGUGGUCCCGUGGCGCUGUGUAGACGCACUUUCGCCACGGUUCCCCGCCGGUCUACUGAGGAGCUUGCGACCUGCCUGUGGGUCUGGAAAAGAUCUCCGGAUACCUCGCAGGGCUCAGCGACCGCCUCCAUGUUCUAAGGGGAGUUCCUGGAGACCGAAAUCGCAGUUUUGGGGAGUCGGGGGUCCUCGGGCCGUUUGUGGCGAAUCUGCGACUACGGACAGGCAGCGCGAGGCUGGGCGAGGCGUAGCCGCCGGAAAGCGGGGCCCUGAUGCGACGACCGCAGCCGGAAGAGUGGGCCUGAGGGUCCCGAGUAGCAAAAGGCGGAGCUUUGGGUAA